AGCCGGAGUGUUGGUUCUGAGUACAGAUAAUCCACAACACCUGUCUCCGCCAUAACAAUGUUUGCCAGAACAAUUAGACCUUCCACGUUGAGAGUCCUGAACAGUGGUGUUCGUAUGAACUCCUCCAACGCAACCCCAGUUGUUGCCUCAGUCGAAGUGCCUGAAAAGGUCAAAGAAAUCACCGAUCGGACCACACAUGGGAAACAACUUAUCUCUGGUGCCCCAGAAGAACUGUCUGUAUCAGGAAACAGAUUGGUGAGAGUCUACAAAGAAGCACAGUCCGCAACUCAAAACGGUUACAGAAACACCAAAUUCUGGAGACUAGAAUGGGACAUCCUAGGUAAGGGUAACAGGUGGGAAAACGAUCUUACUGGUUACCAGAGUACUGCCGAUUACAUGCAAGCUACCAGAUUAAACUUUGACACCAAGGAAGAAGCCGUCAGAUUUGCUGAAUCGAACGGCUGGGACUACUAUGUCACUGAGCCAAAAACCAAGAAGUUCAAGAAGAAGGACUACUCUGCUAACUUCUACCACUCGAAGGGCCCAUUAAAGCAUAUAUUCACCAAAUAAGCCUUUCCAUCCACAUAUUCCCUCCCAUAUGUUUCCAUUCAAGCUGACUGGAUUCUACUCUCUAUAUAAAGACUAUUUAUUUAUCCAUUUAACUCUAUUAUAAUCGUUAUAACUGCUACUAUCCGUCGUCUUCCCGAAAUCCGUAAGGAGAAAGUAGGCAAAAGAAAAUGUACUGCACCAAUGAAGUGUAUAGGACUUAGUUUGCAAUUAUAAACAUGAACUAGGUUGAUUAUAUAAUAACUGAACAUUAUUAUUAUAUGACUUAUAUUUACAACAACGGUUAUGGGAAGUGAAAACCACAACUAUCUAAUUUAUCUUUGGCCAUAUUGAGCCAUAAUUUCACGAACCUUUUCACUCAAAACAGGAUCCUCCUUAACCUUCAAUUGGCAUUUGGCA
Molecule: messenger RNA, 966 nt
Organism: Pichia membranifaciens NRRL Y-2026
Lineage: Eukaryota; Fungi; Ascomycota; Pichiomycetes; Pichiales; Pichiaceae
Exons: 1
Coding region: 58-570 (170 amino acids)
Biological process (GO): electron transport chain
Source: RefSeq, a predicted model, not a curated record